This is a messenger RNA of Magallana angulata, 11577 nucleotides long. Its product is annotated as neural-cadherin-like. Gene Ontology annotation, biological process: homophilic cell-cell adhesion. The transcript has 36 exons. Gene Ontology annotation, molecular function: cadherin binding; calcium ion binding. Gene Ontology annotation, cellular component: catenin complex; plasma membrane. The coding region runs from base 286 to 9363 and encodes 3025 amino acids. The record is from RefSeq and is a predicted model, not a curated record. NCBI's taxonomy places the organism in Eukaryota, Metazoa, Mollusca, Bivalvia, Ostreida, Ostreidae.
UAUGAUCGGAAUGGAUUUAAAUAAUUGGCUUUUAAAUUCAUAAGUGAUCAAAAUUGAAAAUAACUUUAAUAAUUAAAACAAACAAACAAGUAAGGUAUUGUAAUAUGGUUACUGCAUGCCCAUGGUAUUUCAGGAAAUGCGCCUCCAAACGAGUUUGAUGGAAUAGCCAAACUCAUUUGACACCUGAGCAUGUUUUUAAAAGGGUAUUAGGAUACGAAGCCAAAAUGGAUUUAAAAUGUGUAUGUGAAUUGAGAUUAAAGAUGUAAGAAAGGUUAAAGAAACAUCAUGAAAUCAAUGGGAUGGAAUGGGCCCAGUGCGUAUGUGAUAUGUUAUCUGACAAUAAUUCAUUUUUGCUGUAUCAACAAUGCUUUUGGAGAAACCAAUUCAUUAGUGAUUCCUUUUAUCAUCCCAGUGAAUUCUUUUAUUACAAAACUUUCCACCAGCCAUGCAGAAUUCAGCAUCAAUGACAAGCUAGCAAAUUCUCUGUUUGACAUUUCUAAGGAUGGAAGUUUAACAACGAAAAAGGAACUUAUUUCACAUGCUGGAAGAUCUUUCACAUUGAGUCAAUCAAAUGAUAAUCUAGAAGAUCCAUUCUUUGACACAAUCCAUCUAAAAAUCAGUACCUCAUGGAAUUUGAAAUCAUUUACAAGUCAAACAUUUCAUGGAAUGAUUCGAGAGAAUUUGCCACUUGAUUCAGAAGUGAGAUGGAAUGAAAACAUAUCAAUCCAUUUUGAUGCAGCAAAAUUCACUUUGGAACCCACAUCGAAACAUUUUAGAUUAAAAGUAUUAAAAUCAACAGACUCCUCAGCUGGAUCUCAAGUGAAAGUUGUGACUACAAGUGAAACAGUUCAUGCCAGUGAUAGGGAACAUGUUUUUAUUUUAAAAGCUUGGAUAAAUCAUAUAGAUUUCACAUCAACUAUUUUAAAAAUCAAAGUUAUAGAUGCCAACGACUGCAUUCCAAAAUUUUCAAAAAAGGUUUAUCACGCUACAGUUGGAGGAGACAUCACACAUGCACCUCGUAAUAGCAUUUUGAAAGUGUCAACUACUGAUCAAAAUAAUGAUAAGAUAAUUUACAGUUUAGAUGACUCCUCAAGUUUUUACAUAACUCCAAAUUCUGGCCUUUUGUUCUUAAAAGAAGUACAUCCCGGAUUUCAUAAAUUAAAAGUGUUUGCAACAGAUACCAAUGGAAAUCAGUGUUCUGCGUAUGUUUCUGUUCAUGUCCUCUCUAGUACCCUCAAGUUUAGACCAUUCCAUCAGAUUUCAAAACGACAAACAAAGAUCAUGACAGUAGAAAAAACGUAUGUGGUUCUCGAAAAUCAAACCGCCGGAACAGUUGUCUUCGGUGUUGCCUCGAAACCUCCCCCACCCCCAGGAACUGAAUUUUACUCCAUUCUCUACGACUCUAUUGAAUCAUUUCAAGUGGAUACAAGGGGAAAUGUCUACCUAAAAAAUGGCCUGACCCUUAACUAUGAGAACCCACGACAUAGAAAUGUCACCAUACGCUUCAAGAUCACUUCAUCGCUAUCUCAAGAUGUCCAGAUAUGGACUGUGCAUUUGAAUGUAACAGAUGUAAACGAUGAGAAACCCAGAUUUGUGAAUCAGCCCCGCCCUUUCUUGGCCACAGUGCCUGUCAAUCCGAGAGUCGGGCAACUCGUGUAUGAGCUCCUGGCAACAGAUCCUGACACAAACUCAGACAUCCAUUACAACCUUGAGUCUGCUGGUGAAGGAAAGUUUACCAUAGAGCACAUAGAAGGAGACUUUGGUCGCCUCGGUCGAAUUGUAACAACAGUCAGCGGAAAUGGACAGUUCGAGCCCGGUCAGAUCUACGACCUUGUGGUGUCGGCUCAGGACGUUGCCGCCCCCGGGGUCCAGAAGUCCAACUUCAUGGUGGUCAGUGUGCUGGUUGGAUCAAGGCCGCCACAGUUUUACCGAGAGCAAUAUGUAGCUUUUAUCGCGGAAAACAACCAGCCGGGAUAUAAAUUGCAGUCUGAAGGCACAACUCUCAUCGUCCAAGCCAAAGCUUUCCAGUCCAAGUCUGAGAAAGGAGUGGUGGAUUACCAGCUCACAGACAGUAGUGGCUACAUCAGCUCCGUGUUCUCAAUCAACUCGGACGGCGAGAUCGAAGCUCUACAGAGUCUGGACUAUGAAACCUCUCCUCACUCUUAUUCACUCAAGCUUGUGGGGACAGAAAAAUCUACAGGGCUUAGUAGUUCCUCUCAGCUGAUUGUUUACCUUGAAGAUGAUAAUGACAAUGCUCCAGUCUUUGAACUCUCUACCUACACCAAUGUCACAAGUGAAGGCACACCUGUUAACUCCCUCCUGUUUUCAGUGACUGCAACAGACAAGGAUUCUGGGUCCAAUGCUGAGUUGACAUAUACUGUUAGCAAUGAUAAUUUUGUCAUUGAAACCAGGAGAGACAAUAUCACUGGAAAGUACAUUGGGGAUUUAAGGGUAGCAAAGAAACUGGAUUACGACAGCAGAGCAGACCGUCAGUACAAAUUUGAUGUCAGGGCCACAGACCAUGGUAACAAAUCCUUCUCUGGACAGGCCAGUGUCGUCUUGUAUGUCACCAACAUUAAUGAUGAGGCCCCAGUCUUCAGUGAGGAAAAGGAUGACAUUGUGGCUAAAAUACGAGAAGAUCAGAGAGCUGGGAGCUACGUGACCACAGUACAGGCAGUGGACCCAGAUGGAGACAAUAUCAAGUACUACUUCUCUCCCAAACACCAGAAUGCAGAAAAUUUGUUCCAGAUUGAGCCGAAUUCAGGAAUAAUAACUUUGACCAAUGCUAUUCCUCCCAGCAUCCCAAGUUAUGUCCUGAAUAUUACGGCGUAUGAUGACGGGAGUUGUUGUGGGGGCUACCCUCGUCUCAGCAGCAGCUCCUUUGUCAUCAUCAUGAUUAUGGAUAUCAACAAUAACAACCCCACUUUCCCUAGUUGUACCUAUGCUCCAUCUGUGUUAGAGAACCAACCACCUGGAACCAGAGUUGUUGAUGUUACAGCCACAGAUCCAGACAGAGGAGAAAAUGGUAAAAUCACCUACUCUGUAGUGACACCCAACAACCAAGAACAAAACUUCCAGGUGAACGCAGAGAAUGGCACUGUCUAUACCAAAAAGAUGUUUGACCGUGAAAGUGAGGCUGGUCUGCGUGGUUACUCGGUCACUAUAAAAGCAGAGGAUCAUGGGGAAUCUCAGCAACUGAACACACUGUGCACAUUUUGGGUUAAGAUUAAAGAUUUGAAUGACAAUCCCCCAUUGUUUGAUACAGAGUCAUACAUGCAGACAGUUUUGAGGAGCACGAGUGUCAACAAGAGAAUUAUGGGAGUUCUAGCUGUUGACAAGGACAAAGAAAUAAAUGCUGAAGUGCAGUACUCGCUGGUAGAUAACCCUGGGGAAUAUUUCAGAGUGGAUACAGACACUGGAGGGCUUUAUCUUCAAAAAUCUCUCUCAACUGUGCCGCAUUACCAAGAGAAAAUCAUGCUUCGAGUAAUGGCCAAAGAUAAAGGAACUCCUCCUCUCUCCUCAAAUGCCACCAUAACAAUUACCUUGACAACUGGAAAUCAAAACCCUCCCACUUGGAAUGAGAACUACGAAGGUCAAACCUACCUGGUCAAUGAGACGUCCCCUAUUGGUUACCCUAUAGCUACGUUUAGCGCCACAUCCCAUGUUGACCCUCCUUUGGAUGGAGUUAGCUUUGCCCUAGUUGAUUCCAAUGGCAAUUCCCAGCAGAUGGUUGAAGAUUUCAGGGUAGAUUCCCAAGACAGGACCAUGAAGUUGAAGGUGGCCAACCAACUGGAUGUCAGUGUGAAGAGCCUUUAUACACUCAGGCUGAGAGUCACAAAUCAGGGACUGACUCCUCUGUCAAAUGAGAUCCGGAUCACUGUUAAAGUUCUGGACAUGAAUAACAAGCAGCCACAGUUUGAAGGAUUGGACCCCACUCUGAGUAACUCCUACAGAGGCAGUGUUCCAGAGAAUGAAGAUGCUGGCCAGUCUGUUAUAACAGUCAAAGCUGUGGAUCCCGAUCUCCAGGAACCAAACAAUGUGGUAAGCUACAGUCUGGUCCCUGAUAAGUAUGGCGCCUACCAAAAGUUUCAAAUCGACCCCCAGAGAGGAUUGAUCUCCACCAACUACACAUUUGACAGAGAAACCCUCAAAGUGUAUUACAUCACCGUAAUGGCCCAGGACGGAAGGGCUUCAGACACUCCUUAUCACGAGCCUCCGGGAACACCCAACAGUGCCACUACACAGGUAAUGGUGACCAUUGCUGACAAGAACGACAAUACUCCCUACUUUGAGAAGUUACUGUAUGAGAAGGAAGUAGAUGAACAGCCAGCAGACAGCAGUAAAUCUAUUCUUACAGUCAAGGCCAGGGAUAUCGAUGAUGCUGACACUCUCACCUACACAAUAACUAGUGGAAACACAGGCAAUGUCUUUGGCAUCAAGUCAAAAACAGGGGACAUCUAUGUAGCGAAGGAUUUGGAUUUUGAGACUCCACCAAAUCUGUACAAGCUGAAUAUUACUGUCAAUGAUGGCUACCACAGCAACUACACAGAAGUCAAGAUCAGGGUGAGAGACAUCAAUGACAACACCCCCGAGUUUUCCCAGUCUGAGUACAUUGUCACCAGCAUAGUCGAGGAAUAUCAACCCCCUCCUGGAGGGCUGUUCCUGAUUCAGGUUAGUGCUACAGACAAGGACACAUCCAGGCAAACCUUCUUCAGAUACAGUCUGAAUACAGAGUAUGGUGAUACCUUUCAAAUCAACUCAAGAACAGGGGUGAUAACUCUUCACAAGUCAUUGGACCGAGAUCUACCAUACGGCCAUGCUGAGUACCAGUUUAAUGUGCUGGUUGUUGACGAGCCAGGCACAGAAGGUGCCUUGGUUGGAUAUGCAUAUGUCAAGGUCAAACCCCAGGACAUCAACGACAAGACUCCAGAGUUUACUCAGGCGCUUACUGGUUUUGUUCCAGAAAACUCGGAGAAAGGCAAAAUUGUCAUGACAGUGAGAGCUGUUGAUUAUGACUUGGGAGAAAAUGGUACCGUAUAUUACACACUCGGGAACAAUCGACCCGCUGAUCCACAGACGGGAGACAGCUUGUUUGUGAUUGACGGUAAAACUGGCCUGGUCAUCUCUAACACGAGAACACUGGACAGGGAGAAAGUCGAUCAGUACCUGCUGCCUGUUGUAGCCACAGACGGGGGAAAAGUUCCCUUAAGUAGUACCGCCACUCUUACCAUCCAAGUGACCGACAAAAAUGAUGAGAGACCAAGGUUCAAUAAAAAGAUCUACAGGGCCACACUGCCAGAAAGCCAGAAAUCAGGACUGAUCAUCACAGUAGCGGCCACUGACGAUGACAUUGGAAACAAUUCUAAAAUCGCAUAUUCACUGAAAAGUGAUCUCAAUUUCUUCUCCAUCAGCAGUUUGCCUUCCAAUAAAGGUGCCCUCAAUGUCUAUAAGCCUGUAGAUUAUGAGGACCCCAAUCAAAGGUUUUUCAACCUAACAGUGAGAGCUAGAGACAACAACCCCCUCCAUUAUGAUGAGGCCUACAUUGAAAUUACUGUCACUGAUGCUAAUGAUGAGGCACCUAAGUUUACAGAGCCAGUCAAGACUGAUACAUUUCCUGAGAACAUCCCAGAAAAGUUUCUGCUCCACACAUUCACAGCAUAUGAUAAAGACAGCUAUCCCAAUAAUGAGUUCUAUUUCCAAAUUCGGGAGCACUCUGACAGAUUCUAUGUGGAGCAGGAAGGAAAUCAAGCUCAUGUUAAGAUUCAGGCUGGUUUAGAUGGACAGACAUUAGACAGAGAGACAAAUGACUACUAUAGCAUACAGGUCUUGGCUAUUGAUAAAGGCAUUCCAGCACAAACAGGUACUGCCACAUUGAGGAUAAAAGUGUUGGACAUCAAUGACAAUCCCCCAACGUUUGCAGAGAAUUACCGACCCAUCGUAAUGGAGGAGACGGCUCCUAUCGUAACAGUGGGAACCUUCAGUGCCAUGGACCCAGAUACUCUCAUUCAUGGUCCGCCAUUUGUGUUUGAGCUUCCACCUUGUAAGGAGAAUCCCACAUGCCACAACGGAGAUGAGACCUUUUCUCUCAUAUUUGACCCAGAUGGUGCAAAAGGAAAUGGAACCUGCACUGUGUUGGCAAACAAAAUGUUUCUGAGAGAACAACAGAAGUUUUACUACCUACCGGUCAUUAUGAGAGACACAGGAGGAAGGAGCAACCACAUGAGUGGGACCAGCACUUUGACCAUUGAAAUCGGAGACAAAAACAACAAUCAGCACACUGAUGGAUACAAGGAGAUCUUUGUUUACAACUACAAAGGCAUGUUUGGAGACAUUGAGAUCGGCCGAGCCAAUGCUAAUGAUCCGGAUGACUGGGAUUACAUCGAUAAACACUACACCAUGAUCAAUCCAAAUGGGAUGGAUCAAUUUUUCAAUGUGAGUAAAAUCAAUGGCACCAUCACCAUGAAGAGAGGAGUACCAACCGGAACAUUUGAAUUCAAGGUGGAAGUUCAUGACUUUAAGGUGUUCACUGAGAAAAAUGCCACUGCCACGAUCAGGGUAAAGGUGACAGAAAUCUCUGAUGAAGCCGUGUUCAGGUCCGGCUCAGUCAGAUUAUCAGGAAUAACAGCAGAAGAAUUUGUGGAGACCUCCAGUGACAUAUCGGGUCAGAGUCAUUAUGACAAAUUCCGCAGACUUCUAGCUGAUAAGUUGAGGGUAGAAGUGUCAUUUGUGGAGAUUUUCAGCGUGAUGAAGAACGGUCCCUACACUGAUGUAAGGUAUGCUGCUCACGGUUCCCCUUGGUACCCGGCUAGCAAACUGGAUGGAGUCAUAGCACUGAACAAAGACGAGUUUGCUGCAGUGACUGGAGGUCAGAUUGUGAUGGUCAACAUCGAUGAGUGCCAGAAGGAGAUCUGUGAGAGUGGGGGCUGCUCAAACAUCCUCUAUGUGGAUGAGAGGAAACCGAGUGUUGUAAACACCAAAACAAAGUCCUUCGUGGGGCUGGGCACCAAGAUAGUGGCAGAGUGCCAGUGUAAAGCCAGAGAUUUUGCGAGGCCCCUGAAGUGUGCCCCUGACUUUUGUUUUAAUGGAGGAACUUGUGUCAAGGACAACUGGGGAGAUGUUAAGUGCGAGUGUCACCCAAUGUUUGAUGGGCCUCGUUGCCAGCAGACAACGCACAGUUUCUCGGGAGGAUACACCCUCUACCCUCCCCUGGCUCAGUGUGAGGAGAGCAUUACAAGCAUAGAGUUUGCUACACUGAAGGAGAGCGGACUUAUUUUCUACAAUGGCCCUGUGGACAAGAUGAAGAAAGGCGACCCACAGGAUUUCAUUUCAUUAUCACUAAUUCAAGGCUAUCCUGAACUAAUUGUAAACCAUGGAACAGGACCAUUGACCCUUAGGGUCAUGGGAAAAGAUAAGGGAGGCAUUACCAGAAUGCCUGUCUUGAAUGACGGAAACUGGCAUCAUCUCCACAUCAUAAGGAAAGGAAGGGAAGUUACCUUGACUGUUGACCACUGUAGAAAUGCAGAGUUUCACGUUCGCAGUGAAAAUCAGGAAGAUCGGAGACCUUGCGAAGCUACAGGGUCAACAUCGGGUCAAAAUAAGUACCUCAAUGUCAAUCAAAUGAUGCAGAUGGGUGGGAGGUACUCCACUCCUGACUUCCCCAAAGACAUCACCACAGAAAGAUUUGAAGGCUGCAUAAGGAACUUGUAUCACAAUGGAGAGCUGUAUGACUUGUACACCAGUUUUAACCACCCUGGAGUGAACCAUGCUAAUGGGUGUCCUGCAGAAGAAUCUGCCUGUAGCAGCAUUAGUGGUAGAAAGUGUGGGGACUUUGGGGUCUGUCAGAUGGUGACCCUCGGGCAGUCGGAGGUGGAGUGUGUGUGUAAGCCUGGAUACCGCCCCUCAAGACCCGGCUCAUCAAAGUGUGAUACAGAGACGACUGUUGUGGAUUUCACCAAGAAAGCCUACAUGACAUGGAUGCUAAAAGACAACUUCUUCAACAUGCUAAAGAAAACUACAUUAGAUGUGCAUAUAAAAUUCAGGACCAGAGAUCCUGAUGGAGGGGUACUUCUCCACUUGCCUUCAAACUCCUAUGAAUUCAUCUCAUUGCAGAUUAUCAAUGGACAUGUAGCUGUGAUAUACAAUCUGAAAGAUUAUGACAAUUCCAUGAUGGAAAACGUAAUAUCCCUGUCUUCGGCCCCAGCAGCCAAUGGUCAAUGGCAUAGUCUCUCCAUGAAAAGGAUUGGUAGAUGGUUUCAGCUAAAAAUGGAUAGUGGAGAGGGUAGAUACUACAAUGAGACAUGGGGUUCUCUGCAUGAUAGUCAGUUUUUCAACCUGAAAAGGGAUCAGAUUGUGUCGGGGUCUCUGGUCAAGUUCCGCCCAAAUGCUAACUUCCAUGGCAAAGACCUGAGAGAUACCUGUGUAACAGACAUCAGGAUUAACAAUGAGUGGUUCCCCAUGAUGAUGGAAGAGAACGCCCACAGUGAAGCAGCAGAGGUGGACUUGAUAUCCCAGGUCAAGAUGGGCUGUGUCCGCGAUGAUUGUGCCCAUGCCCGCUGCCAUGACCUGGGGCAAGCCAUCAAACAAAUCUGUGUCCCGCUCUGGGGAACUCAUGACUGCAGAUGUCCCCCUGGUAGUAAGCCUGGGGUAGGCAACAGCUGCCUCCAAAUAGACCACUGCAUGGGAAUCAACCCAUGCAAAGCUGGGGGUAUUUGUAUAAACCUUCCCUUCCCUGGAACCUUCCGAUGUCUGUGCCCCAAGGGAUGGACAGGCCCUACUUGUAACCAGCAAGCCAGCACCGUGGAAGAAGUGGUGACAGCAGGCGGAAUAAAGAUGGAGGUCCUUGUGAUCAUCAUCGUCAGCCUGGUGGCUGUCACCUUUAUUGCUUUCUUGGUGUUCCUCCUCUGGCGAUCUCUCAGUAAACAAGACAAGCGGAAGUCCUUCCUUUAUGAUGACCAGUAUGAUGACAUCAGGGAGAAUGUGGUCAACCAUGAUGAGGAAGGGGCAGGUGAAGAAGAUCAAACCUGUUAUGACAUAAGCAGACUAAGGAAACCAGAUUCUACAUUUGAUAGAGGAUACUACUACUCUUCAUUGUCAACAAAAUAUCAGAAAGGUCUACCCCUGGAUAGUCCCGAGGUCAAUGCUUUCAUAGCUGACCGAAUCCAGGAUUUGAAUGAAGAUCCGAUUACUCUUCCUCAUGACAAUGUGAUGGUGUUCUCGUACGAAGGAGGAAGCAGUACUGCAGGAUCUCUCAGUUCUUUGAACACGAACAGCAGUGACAACGAUCAAGACUAUGAUUACCUUCAUGACUGGGGACCAAAGUUCUCAUCACUUGCCGUCAUGUACAGAGCAGAGGAAGAGGAUUAAGGACAGCUCUACUAGGCUACAUCAUUAAUAGUUUUAAAACUUUUUUAAAUGAACCAAAGAUGUGUUGCAUGUGUGCACUAGUCAAGGGACACAAUUCUGUUUUUUUGUUGUUGUCUCUAAUCCUUAUAUAUGUGACAUUUUUUUAAGAAUAGGGUUUAAGUCAAAAUUUGCAACGUUGUUAAUCAAGUAGUAUAUGCAAUGGGAUUUUGUCAAUCAUCUUAAAUGUCUGACUGUAAACAGUACUUAUUUUCUGACUGUUAACAGUACUUGUCUAACUGUAAACUGUACUUAUUGUCUGACUGUUAACAGUACUUGUCUAACUGUAAACAGUACUCUUUUUUACCCUCUUAUAAUCAUAUUCUAUUAUCAUGGUUCCCACUGCAUAAUACAUAAUACUACAGCAUUAAGAAUUGAAUAGUCUAUUUUCGCACUAGUCUGUUAUAAGGUUGUGAACAAUGAAUUUGUUUGUUUACUGUACUACGCAAGUAAUAGCCCCCCCAAUCAUGGACCUGUUAUCCCACGAAACUAUAGUGCCAAAGUCAUGUCUGCAGUAACUUUAUAGCCAAUGUGAACAAAUUUUAUGUAAGAAAUGAUCUGAAAGACUUGAGAUCAUCAGGUCAGAUUAUUGGAAACAUUCCACUACUGUCCCAUUAUAAUAACUCGCUGUUAUUUAUCGAAACAUAUUGUAUUGAGUCAUUUUUCAUUCAUGGUGUGUCUGUAUUUUGCACUUUGCUUUACUUCAUGACAAUAAUGUUGUACUGCUAAUGUUAGAGAUGAAUCUUUGCAUCUCUUUUUCUGUACUCACCUACCAUAAAUGUAUUUUGAAAUGCUGAAAUGUAAUUGCCCUUACUUGUGUUUGUAUUUGCAUUAGCAUCAUCAUUUAUCAUUAUUAUCAUUCCUAGAUGUUAGUGUGUCUGAUUGUGAAGGACAAAAAUCAGGUUGAAGUGGGGAAAACUUGGCAACUUAAACACAAAAUGACCUCAACGUCUUAUUGACCACCAUAGGCAAUAAAGUUUCAGUGGAUAGAUACACACUGCCAUCUGAGUAUAUUGUUAAUAGAACAGAUUUACAAUCAUGAAGUGUUUCAAGAACAAUUUAUCAUCCUAUAAAUGUUCAGAUGUAAUAUUGAUAUACAGUGUAUUAGUAGAUUUAUUGUUGCUGGGAUAUAUGGAAGAAAAGUUUUCAAACUGAUAGAAAAGCCAAAUUUCUGCUAGAGUUGAAGACAUUGAACAUUCUGAUAUUUUGCAAAUUUCUCUGCAUGCAACUGAACGUUUAUCACUGUCAUUUUGAGAGUUAGCAGUUUUAUGACAAAAAGACAAGGAGAUAUUUAUCAUUUCUGUUUUAAAUGUUUGAGCAGACUUAUCAUCAUCGCCAUAUUAAAUAUUAAUCAUAUUUGAGAUAUUUUAGUAAGAGUUUAAACACGAUUGUUGCAUUUAGAGUUUUAACAGUCAUAAUGUGGUCAUUUUGUGAGUCAAGUUUAGCGUGAAGUAUGUUGGUGUUCUAAAUUGUAUUGCUGUUCCCAUGUAGUGUAAGAGUUUUAUCUUGUAAAUGUGGUGUAUUUUUACAAAUUAUCAAUGUUGUUUGUUGUGCAUGACAAUGUAUGGAGAAACAUGUCGGAAGAUAACUCUCUUUCUCCGCUGUGUUGCUGCAAUAUUCACACCAAGUGAAUUCUUCUGUCAAUGAAGAUGUGACUAUUUCUAUCUGUGCUUGAAUAUGUCACUUUAUUGCAAGGUGCUUUAAUUAUCCUGAGUAGGUGCAAUUUUGUGUAUAUGCCAGUAUUUUGCCAGCUGUAUAAAUGUUUUUGCUGUAUUACAUAUGAUUGUUUUGGGUCAUAAUUGGUUGUGAGGUUUUUUGCUUUAAUCGUUUAAAUCUGUUUUAUUUGGAUAAUUUACACGUGAUUUUAUCUUCUUAAUAACUAUACAUUGUUUUUAUUUUCUAAGAUAAUACUUGGUGUUGAUUUUCCUGAUUUUUUAUAGACAGGGUGCUGUAAGAUUUGAAAAAGGUUGUCAGUAUUUCAGAUUCAAGUCAUUAUUUCUUUUUUUUUUCCGUCACAAGUUUGUGCAAUAGUUUCAAUCAUGUCUCUUUAUUUUACUGUUCACGUUUUAAGUUGUAAAAGCUUUACUGCUUCGGUAGUUUUAAUACCAGAUCAGAGCGUUGUGAAUUAUUGUUUAUCACCAUCUUUCAUAUUUUUAGAUAAUACAUAAAAGGAAAACA